UUUGGAAAUUCUUUGGAAAUUUGUGUGGUUUUUCAGUAAAAAGAACUAGGAACUGUUUUUCGUCAAACUAACAGUUAGACGUAAGCUAUAAAUGGAUAAUGGCGACAAAUAGGCCUCCAACGUUGUGACUUCUACCUACCGCCGAGAAAGUACUCUCAUAUGGGAACUAUUUCUCCUUGCAGAAUAGGGAUUUUAGAUGCAGCUUGACAGAUAGAAGCCAUUGAGUUUUUCCCUGGUCGCUUUUCGCUUAAGAUAACAAUCUUGUGAAGAGCGUGAUAUCUAGGCCGAUACUCAUCCGUAGUUUUGUGAUAUUUACACCUUUAGAGGUGUUUCUUUGUUUUGAGAAUGGAACCCAAACAUAGUGUUUUCUUUUAGCACUGUAAUUACUAAGCCGUGAAGAAGUCAGGAAGUUUAGAGUUAGGUUUUGUAAUCAAAAUAUGAACUUGAUCUUUGUAUGUAUUUGGCGUUUAUCUGGAUAGUAGUCGGGUUAUCUUACGUAUCAGUCUAGUAAAGCAAACUCUAUUGUUGAAUCAUAUUAGACAAUUUGACGCAAGGCGAGUCUUGUACAAGCGAUGGCGAUCUUUAAAAUGUUCCUCGAGAGCGUAUAUUUGAGUUAGAUAUACCCCCUGAUAUCAGAUCAAAGCCUUAGCGGUUUCCUGUUUGAGAACUUUGCAAAUUAUCGCUCGCGUUCACAAGUCAGAAAUAUUUCGCCGUAGAAGUUUUGACGCCGAAAUUGAUCCCGAACUCUCGACGAUUGCUUGUGUUUGGUGGGCGGUAGAGUUGAAAAUAAACUAGCAUUGAUAUUAAUUUCCCCAAACAACUAUACAAUAGAUUGCCAUAAACAGUCUUGUGUUUUAAUAGCAAUAGCUCAAUCUGCUAUCACAGCGAUUACAUUGGGAGAUUUCAUCGCGAACGUGUACACAAAGUCUCCAGAAUCGAAGUAUCUAACUGAUAACCCCUUCCUCUCCGGAGUUAUCUCGCUCAGAAAACCUUGCAUAUGUGUUAUUGGGGAUUUAGUCUCCAUGUGUAAGUAAGAUAUAGUUAGUUGAUCGCUUCGAUUGCUAGAGAAAGGGUCUUUGCACGGCUUGGUGCCUUUACCAGUACUUUCGUACAGUUUUCUACCAUCGACACAGGCAAAAGACUACAGUCCCUUGUUCUUGAGAUGACGUCAGCUUGCGGUGGCAAAGGCUGUUGCAUUCUUGGCAAUCUGUGCCCCGUAUUCAUUCACGAAGCAGCUAUUCGACGCACCGGUAUACCGUGCCUACCUAUAGUUCCAAUGGAAACAGUUAAUUCCGAGCAUCGUUGGAUUCAUCCUAUCGUUAACGGACAGCACGAAAGUCCCCACGGAUCGUCAAACAGCGAAAGAGGACAGUCGGCAAAUUGCGCCAGUGGAAGCAUAAAUAUCGUCGAACCUACUCAACUAUUGCCUCCUGACGAGGUUGAUGUAUUUUUCCAUCAUCUCGACGGGUCGGGUAACGCAGCUAACUGGUCGUACACUUCUGGUCCUCGGUCUUACAGACCUUCGAUGUGUCACCAAAUGGCGGCACACGGACCUACAGCUUUCCAAGACCCACAAAACCAGCCCAGCACGCCAGGCAGUUGUAGUAGAGUAUUUCUACCGACUGCGCGAGUGCCGAGCAGUCAAGUUUGCCGGCCACAUUUCCACACUCCAAUCCAGUGGAUAGAAAGCAAGCCCUCUCCGCUACACUGUGCAACACCGAAUCCAGCUUCUGUUUGGUGUCCUCCUUUCCAACAGAGUUAUCGUCCAAAUCCAGCGUCAGUCAGUGGAUCGUCGUCUACUUCUGGCUCUCACUCCAGCAGCCAUCUCUUCUCGUUUCCUCCAACACCACCGAAAGAAACAAGCUUAGAAGGAGGUACGCUAUCCAGUGAUUUCUUCAGCUACGGGAGUGAUGACAAGAGACUAAAGGGACUUCAAUACGGGACUCCACUAAGGGCCGACGUACCAUCAUUUCCAGGUUAUCCUCAAGCUCUUCCACAAUACUAUGGUUCGGACCUUAAUAUGCCUUCUUUUGGGCCGGGGUUACCGGGAAUAAUGGCUAAUAGAAACUUAACUCGACCCAGAACCAAGAGCCGUUCAAAUUCAGCAGAUGGACGGGAGUGCAUCAAUUGUGGAGCAACGUCCACACCGUUAUGGCGAAGAGAUGGAUCUGGACAUUACUUGUGCAAUGCUUGUGGCCUUUACCACAAAAUGAAUGGUUCAAGUCGUCCUCUAAUCAAACCUAAGAGAAGAUUGUCGGCCGCCCGCCGAGCCGGUACUUCUUGUGCUAAUUGCCAUACAACCCAAACGACCCUUUGGCGAAGGAACCAAAACGGAGACCCAGUUUGCAAUGCUUGCGGAUUAUAUUGGAAAUUGCACGCUGUGAACAGACCACUGUCCAUGAAAAAAGAUGGCAUUCAGACAAGAAAUCGAAAAGUUUCCUCGAAGAGUAAAAAUAAAAACAAGGGCGUCAAACAAGAACCCAAGCUCGGAGAUGAAAAUAGGAUGGGGCUAAACUCUUCUAGUCCUCUAAUGAACCAAACAAACGUGAUUUCAUCCAGUAUUUUGAGUCCGAUGGUCGGGCCAAACGGCAUACAUACCACAGCUUUUAGCAGGCCAUCCAUGCCGGGUCUACCGAGUAUCCACCCGGGACUUUACAGCCCGAUAGUACCGGCGAGUUCCACAUCAUCAAGUUACAAUUCCUCGUUAUCGAUGAAUUCGUCUUGAGCUGUGCUCACGAUUUUGUGAGCUUCCAAAUGAGAUGCCGGCCAAGCAGAAAAGAGAAGAUGUAAUCCUUCGAGAAGUGAACAUAGUUUGGCCAAGCCGCCUUCGACGAAAUAGCGUCAAAAAUUCUGCUUUGGAAAAAAGACAGUUUUGUCGACAGAAGUGUUUUACACUUUGCAAAUACUAAAAUUCGUAAGCUGAGGUCUUCAUUUCUUUUUACAUAGCUUAUAUUAAAAAAAAGACUUCCAAGAUUUGUACACGAACUCUGACAAUAUUCAGAGAAGCGAGUCUACCAAGACAGCAGAAGUGAACGAGGACAACUGUGUCGCGUCCUUGACAAUCUUUCUUAAAUGAACGUUUAGGCGAUAACAGGAGUAUUUUACAGGCUCACUACACCGUUAAAUAUUGUAAAGUCAUACAUGAUAAGAUUGACCUGUUGUAAAAUUUAACUUGGAAGGAGAUAAAUGUUUCUUUCCCCAAGAUAAAAUCCUGGUAUUUGAUUUCAUGAUAUUUUUUUGUGUAAUUAGUUUUAUCGUGGAGACUCGUAUAUCACCCAAGCGUGUAAAGCACCGUUCGUUCGAAAAGAUAGCGAGAUUGUAUAUAUCUAUCUCUACAUAAAUCUUUAUAUAUAUAUAUCUAUCUAUAUCAGAGAAACAGAGGAUAGAGGUAUUGAUCAAAAAAUGAGAAAAAUAAAUGAAAACAUGAGAAAAAAUAUAAAAAAAUGCAAUGGAAGUCGUUCAUUGCUGUUCUCAAUAGAACUUAGAAAUAUAGCUUACAGUACAUUCGUUCGUAUCAGAGAAUUAUUUGAUGUACACACAAAAUGCGAGCAAGAUUAUUAUGUAUAAAGAAACUUUAGAGUUUUGUGUCUGAUUCUCUAGCUGUAAUUGUAUACGAUAUUAUAAUGAAAUAAAGAACCCUGAAUCUUCAAAAUUGAA
Molecule: messenger RNA, 3657 nt
Organism: Actinia tenebrosa (Australian red waratah sea anemone)
Lineage: Eukaryota; Metazoa; Cnidaria; Anthozoa; Actiniaria; Actiniidae
Product: GATA-binding factor 2
Biological process (GO): positive regulation of transcription by RNA polymerase II; negative regulation of transcription by RNA polymerase II; cell fate commitment
Cellular component (GO): nucleus
Molecular function (GO): RNA polymerase II cis-regulatory region sequence-specific DNA binding; DNA-binding transcription factor activity, RNA polymerase II-specific; zinc ion binding
Source: RefSeq, a predicted model, not a curated record